AUGCAGCAUCUGGGGCAAUGGCCAAGCACCACCAAUCACACCGACACGCUGGUAGUGGCGACAUUUCAUUACCCGCCGUAUACGCUGGUGGACCCGGCGCGGCCGAACCACGUGACCGGCUUCUUGGCCGACCUGAUGCAAGUACUGUCGGCCGCGAUCGGUGUCUCCGUGGUGUACGACACGGACAACACUCCGGGGGACUUUGGCAUCCAGUUGGAGAACGGCACCUUCACCGGCCUCAUCGGCAGGCUCGUCAGCAAGACGGCGCACGUGGGCCUGGCUCCGAUGAGGUGGAGGCACACUCGACAGCAAGUAGUCGAUUUCGUGGGCAAGGUGCCCAUCGCAAUUGACAAAAUCAGCUUCCUGGUGAUGGGACAGCCUCGGACCAGCAUGAACGACAUCGGCUCUCUGCUCACACCUUUUCACACGAACGUUUGGCUAUGCCUGUUAGGUGGGAUGCUGUUGGCUUCUGUUCUGCUUCGUGUCACCGUGACCUUCACCCGGCCUUAUGACCUGGAGGACGACCGCACCUUCGGCAUAGUCUCCAGCCUCCUGCACGUCUACGCCUGCGUAGUUCAACAGGGCUGGUCCACCACCCCUUGCCGCGCCUCCUGCCGCAUCGUCACACUGGCCGCACGGGUCCUCGGCAUCCUCAUCUACGUCGAGUACUCGGCCACGCUCAUCUCGGUGAUGACCGUGCUGCAGACGAGCACGGAGGUCAGCUCGGUCGACGACUUUGUCGACAGGAGCGACUGGUCGCUGCUCAUCCAGCCGGGCGUGGCCUACAGCAGUGACUGGAAGACGAGCAAGGAGGCCUCGCUGAGAACACUUUAUGAGCGCAUGCAGACUGGACGCCAGAUCAAGACCCUGACCCCGGAGACCAUGGGACAGAUGUUUGAACCGAAGACGGUCACCUCCUUCGAUCGCGAUCAGGCAUUGAUCGUCUUCGGCGAGCGGGCCUGCGGGCUGGUCUCCCUGCCGAUGCAGCCCAGCUCCAGCUCCGCCCAGCCCCCGCCUAGAGCCGGCACGCCGGUGUUCCUGGUGAUGCAGAAGCACAUGCCGCUCAAGCCGGAGAUAGACCGAGUUAUGCAGGCCUUGUACCAGACUGGAACAAUCAAAGGUCUGUACAACCGCUGGUUCUGGAACGUCACUAACCAGGAGUGCCCCUCAUCCACCGUGGUCCGCCCUCUGGCGUUCGGCGAUCUCGGCGCCAUACUCUUCAUGGUCCCUGCUGGACUCGUGCUUAGUUUGGCGGUCAUGCUUCUGGAGGUCCUGUUUAUGUACGCCGCAAACUGCACCAAGAUUCAGUACCAGCGGCCCAUGGUGCCAGGUACCACCAAAGUCCCGCGACACCAGCUGUGGAGGAUGGACUGAAGACAGCAGCCACCAGCCCGGCUGACCAAUAACAGUAAUUGGGAAGACUAGAAGCACCGAACGUCGGACGAUGCACUUGGCACGAGCUGUGGAGUGUGGGAUCGGCGGGAGCGGAUGCCGCACGUCACAAUAGAGCGCAGCUCGGGAGCGGUGAUGGAGAGUGAAGGGAGGCGUUGGCUUGUGGUCAUGUCAGCCCCAAUGC
This is a messenger RNA of Pollicipes pollicipes, 1576 nucleotides long. Its product is annotated as glutamate receptor 2. The coding region runs from base 1 to 1374 and encodes 457 amino acids. The record is from RefSeq and is a predicted model, not a curated record. NCBI's taxonomy places the organism in Eukaryota, Metazoa, Arthropoda, Thecostraca, Pollicipedomorpha, Pollicipedidae. Gene Ontology annotation, molecular function: ligand-gated monoatomic ion channel activity. The transcript is spliced from 9 exons. Gene Ontology annotation, cellular component: membrane.